Messenger RNA from Penicillium mononematosum, 1401 nucleotides. RefSeq lists its product as uncharacterized. Gene Ontology annotation, cellular component: nucleus. Gene Ontology annotation, molecular function: DNA binding. The transcript has 4 exons. Bases 1 to 1401 code for a protein of 466 amino acids. Lineage: Eukaryota; Fungi; Ascomycota; Eurotiomycetes; Eurotiales; Aspergillaceae. The record is from RefSeq and is a predicted model, not a curated record.
AUGCCACCAAUUCGCUCUCAAUCCUCUAAAGAUUCAAUAGAGAGAGAGGGUAGGAUCUUAUUAGCUAUCCAGGCUUUUAAGAAUAAAGAAAUCAGCGCUAUUCGCGAAGCAGCGCGCCGUUUCAAAGUGCCCGAAUCAACCCUCCGGACACGUCUUUAUGGGACCACUUCUCGCGCGAAUUCUCGCGCCAAUUCACAUAAACUGACAGAAAUUGAAGAGGAAUCUCUUGAAAAAUGGAUUCUCUCUAUGGAUUCUCGAGGAUCAGCUCCCCGGCCGUCUAUAGUACGAGAAAUGGCGAAUCUUCUUCUUGAAAAGCGCGGAACUACCCCGGUUCUUUCGGUCGGCGAAAAUUGGGUGACGAACUAUGUGAAACGACAUCCUCUUCUAUCCUCUCGGUUUUCGAAACGGUAUAACUACGAGCGUGCGAAAUGCGAAGACCCGAAGGUUAUUACGGAGUGGUUUAAUCUUGUUCAAAAAACCAUCUUACAAUUCGGGAUCGACCCGGACGACGUUUAUAACUUUGAUGAGACCGGUUUUGCGAUGGGAUUAACGGCGACUGCGAGGUGUACGAAUGCUGCUGGCUGGGCUCUUCCGCCGUGUGUGAUUUUUAAAGGCAAAGUCUUUAUUGAAUCCUGGUUCGAUAGCCUUCCUUCUGACUGGCGUUUUAAAGUUAGUCCUAACGGCUGGACUACUAAUGAAAUUGGGAUUCGUUGGCUUAAAAAGCUCUUUAUUCCUACUACUUCUUUACGUACGAAGGGGGUGUAUCGGCUUUUGAUACUUGACGGCCAUGGAAGUCAUUUAACCCCGAGAUUUGAUGAAAUUUGUGAAGAGAAUAAGAUCAUACCAAUCUCCGGCUGGUUGAAUUUCGAAUGCGGUGCGGAUCGAAUCAUGUUGACAAACUGGAUUUUCUUAAAGCAUACCCUGCUGCACGAAUGGAAGCCUUUAAAUCUGAGACUCCGGGGUAGUGAUUGGGAUCCGAAAACGCCCUCGAACUAUGUGCAAUUGCAAAAACAAGCUUUAUCAAUCAAAGCAUUGCUUCGUACAAGAUCAAGAAGCCCCCCGAGCCCGCUCAAUUCCGCUAUAAACCAGGUUUUGAAAGCCUGCCAGAUCACGAUACAAUCCGCCGCACUACUAGAGAGAGAAGUGAGCGAUUUACGCGCUAAAAAUGAGAAGAAGAAGCAAAAGCGUACUAGAUCCAGAAGGCAGAUACCGGCGGAAGAAGGCCUCUCAGUUCAAGAAGCAUCUGCAUUAAUUAUGCAGCCGGUGGAAGCAAUAGAAGCACCUAUACCCCCGCCACGAAGAAGGCCUUCGCCACCUUUACAGCCAAGAACUAGGGCUUUACCAACAUGCGGGCUAUGUAAAAAUCGGGGUCAUAGGAGAGAUGCAUGUCCAGAUAGAUGA